AUGGAAGACACACGCGACUUCAUAUAUUUUCUCCAGAUUCAAGUCCAGACGCAGGUCGUGGAUGGGUUUCCUCUGAAGUCCCAGCUUGGCGAAUGGCUGACCAAGUAUGUAGUCAGCAGUUUAUAUGCUUGCCUGAUCUUGAUCGCCAUUUGCCUUUGGCUGUUUGGCUUGCCUGAGAAGGCCCCGCAGCACGCCAGCGUGCAGAAAAGCUAUCCGAAGGGUUGCGUGGUGUUCCUUGGGAUUGUGUACACGCUCAUUUACUUCACGAUCGAUCAGUAUGUGCCAAGCUUCCCACAGAUGGAAAAGGAUUUGUCUGGGACCCAAAGCCUGAUGAGCCUCACUGUUCAGCUGAAUUUCAUUGUCAAGGCAGUCUUUGGGCUGCUGACUGCUGGCCUGUCUGACCGCAUCGGCCGCAGACCUGUCCUGAUCAUGAGCAUGAUUGUCCUGUGCUUAGGAAGCUUGGGGUGCGCAUGCUCCCAACGGAUUGAGUGGUUCGUGGCCGCAAGGAUUCUCCAGGGAAUAGGGGAGUCAGUGGAACCAGUGCUUUUCGCAGUCGUCCGUGACCACAUUGCAGACCCUGACGAGCGCUACGCAGUUAUUUCAGUGCUGCACACGAUGUCCAUUCUCGGUAUGUUGGUAGCACCCACUUUUGGGGCAUGGCUUGCAGUUCUCUUCAACUGGCGCAUCUCUUUUUUUGGGCUGGCUGGGAUUUGGGCCUUCAUGGGAGUCUAUGCUUGGGUGGCAAUCGUGGAAAGCUGCCCAGAUGAGUCAGUCGAAGAGCGGGAUUAUUGCCAAGAUUUAUCGCGCAUUUUCAAUUUCCGUGCGAUAAGCUUGCUACUGACAAUGGGUUCCCUCACAGCAGCGAUUUUGACGUUCGAAUCGAACACAACCUAUAUCACACAGGUGAACUUCGACAUUUCGAUGACGGCCUCGGCCCUUGUGAUGUUUGCAUAUGCAGGUUUUCUCAUUAUGGGUCUGUUGGUGAAGCGGUCCUGCUUUACCAGUACCUCCGUUCUGGAGACCUGUAAGACGUCCUUGACGCUUUUGGCCUGCGCUGGCAUCGUUUCGGUCCUGCUAGGAUGCUUCUACUCCCAGUUCCUCUGGGCUUAUUUGGCAGGAUCUUUUCUGCAGUCCAGUGUGAUAAACGUUGCUGUGAUCGCACUGAAUGUUCUGUACCUCGAGCCGCUCGCAGACUGUGCCGGUGUGGCCGCUUCAUGUCAGACUUUCAGCCAGGGUGUUCUCCCCAGCCUUCUUUCGAUGGUCUCCACCCAACUAUUGAUCAAUGGAGGCUUGAAGUUGUUCACUGGUUUCCAGGCCAGCACAUGCCUCGCAGCAGGGCUGUUCUUCUGGUUGGGCCGUCUGAUGGAGAGUACAUCGAAGUCGUGUGAGUCCUCCGAGUAG
Symbiodinium pilosum is the source of this 1401-nucleotide messenger RNA. Lineage: Eukaryota; Dinophyceae; Suessiales; Symbiodiniaceae. The record is from the annotation of a GenBank genome assembly.